Molecule: messenger RNA, 1351 nt
Organism: Thamnophis elegans (Western terrestrial garter snake)
Lineage: Eukaryota; Metazoa; Chordata; Lepidosauria; Squamata; Natricidae
Gene: E2F4
Product: E2F transcription factor 4
Exons: 10
Coding region: 81-1271 (396 amino acids)
Biological process (GO): regulation of transcription by RNA polymerase II
Cellular component (GO): RNA polymerase II transcription regulator complex
Molecular function (GO): RNA polymerase II cis-regulatory region sequence-specific DNA binding; DNA-binding transcription factor activity, RNA polymerase II-specific; protein dimerization activity
Source: RefSeq, a predicted model, not a curated record
GCGGCGGCAGAGUGGACGGGGGGCCCGCGACGGAGUGAGCGCUGGGAUCCGCACACCGGCGGCAGGUGUGAGCCGUCCGGAUGGCGGAGUCCGGACCGCAGCCGCCGGGCGGCGCACCCAGCCGGCACGAGAAGAGCCUGGGGCUGCUCACCACCAAGUUCGUCUCGCUGCUGCAGGAGGCCAAGGACGGCGUGCUCGACUUGAAGCUGGCAGCAGAUACUCUGGCAGUGCGGCAAAAGAGACGGAUUUAUGAUAUUACAAACGUCCUCGAGGGCAUCGGGCUAAUCGAGAAGAAAUCGAAGAACAGUAUUCAGUGGAAAGGUGUGGGGCCUGGCUGUAAUACCCGAGAAAUUGCCCACAAGUUGAUUGAGUUGAAAGCAGAGAUUGAGGAUCUAGAGCAUCGGGAACGAGAACUGGAACAACAAAAGAUGUGGGUGCAGCAAAGUAUCAGAAAUGUCACCGACGAUGUACAGAACAAAGAAUUAGCAUAUGUGACAGAUGAGGAUCUUUGCAAGUGCUUCCCAGGCGACACUCUGCUGGCCAUCCGGGCUCCAUCAGGAACCCAGCUAGAAGUUCCUGUCCCUGAGGGCUUAAACGGCCAGAGGAAAUACCAGAUCCACCUGAAGAGUAGCAACGCUUCCAUUGAUGUUCUUCUAGUGAACAAGGAUGCCUGGAGUUCUCCUCCGGUGGUGCUUCCUGUCCCUCCCCCCGAAGACCUCAUUCAGUGCCAGCCAAUCACACCCUCCACAAAGCCAUCCGUUGCCCCAUCCCAAGAGACCUCUCUUCCCAGCGGUGCCCACCCUCCUGUAUCUGUACCCAACAGCACGCAAGACCACAGAUCCCCAGUGCCCAAAUCGGCCACCGGGACAGAGACAGGCACCGCGAACGCAGAAUCAAAAAGCAGUGGGGAGCUGGAGUCGCUUACCCCUUCGACUGUACCGGCCAGCCCGCCGGCUGGGCUUGAUACGCAGCCUCUUCAAUCCUCUGCCUUGCUGGACAGCAGUUCUGUCCUACCCAGCUCCUUUACCUCUUUUGAACCAAUCAAGUCCUUCCCCACAGAAAUACUGGAAUUUCCCAAAGAGCUUUCAGAAAUGUUUGAGCCAACCAGAGAGUGCGUGAAUUCCGAGUUGCUUGAAGAGCUGAUGUCAUCUGAAGUGUUUGCUCCUUUACUCCGCCUCUCCCCGCCUCCCGGAGACCACGACUACAUCUACAACUUGGACGAGAGCGAAGGGGUGUGCGAUCUUUUCGACGUCCCGAUUCUCAACCUCUGACUUUGACUGACGGGAUGGACUUUGGGAUACGGAUUCUUCCCCCCCCCCAACCUUUUUUUUUUAAAGAAGAAAUCUGUAUC